AUGAUAGAAAUCAACCCACUGGAGAGUCGUGUGCACAAGAAUCUUGCUGGUGAAGGGAUGUAUCAGGUCCGAAUGAUCCCAUAUCAUGACGUUGGGUUCUCUCAGCCCUUCAAUGGUAGUGUGAAUGCAGAACUCAACCAGGAGAAUUUUGUUGAGGUUCGUGUUGAUGGGGUUGACAGUCGACAGUUGGUGACAGUGAUUGACACAUGUUGGGCUACACCUGUGAAUGAUCCAGAUUACAGUCUGCGCUGGGAUCUCAUCACUGGAGAGUGUCCAAAUCCACAUGAUAACACAGUGAAGCUUCUUCAGAAUGGUGUCUCAACAUCCAGCCGUUUCUCCUUCAGGAUGUUCAUCUUCAACUCAAACUCCACUAAAGUUUACCUGCACUGUGCUGUUCAUCUUUGUCUGGCCAACAAUAACUGCUCAGCGGACUUUGUACUCUAA
Molecule: messenger RNA, 444 nt
Organism: Paramisgurnus dabryanus
Lineage: Eukaryota; Metazoa; Chordata; Actinopteri; Cypriniformes; Cobitidae
Source: RefSeq, a predicted model, not a curated record